Molecule: messenger RNA, 687 nt
Organism: Schistocerca cancellata (South American locust)
Lineage: Eukaryota; Metazoa; Arthropoda; Insecta; Orthoptera; Acrididae
Exons: 4
Coding region: 112-687 (191 amino acids)
Source: RefSeq, a predicted model, not a curated record
CGGACCACGCCUCGUCGCGUUGGUCGCCAGUCUCCAGCGACGCGGCUCUCCACACGUACCGCCCGUGUCCUGCCGUCUCCGCGCUUGUCUUCAGCCGUAUAAGAGCCACACAUGAUGUCGGCUGGGUGGUGGGCGCUGGCCUGGGUGCUGCUAGCGGCGGCCGCGGCCCCCGGGUGCCUGGCCAGGGCGAGCCUGCCGCUGGUGGAGCCGUCGACGCUGGCGUCGCUGGUGCGCGCGGCGCCGCUGGUGUUCUGCGGGCGCGUGGCGCGCGUGCUGCUGCCCAGCCGCAGGGAGGUGCUGUCGCUGCAAAUGGACGGGCGGGCGCGCGUUGUCACCGCGGGCGGCCGGCCCGUGCCCGACGAGGCCAUCGCCGCCGUGCUGCUGGUCAGCGUGCGCACCAUGGUCAAGGGCACGCUGCCCGGGCAGCGCCCGCCGCAGGAGCCCGUCGACUACCUCUUCCCUCGCAAGACUGUCGAGGUGCUUCUUCGCGGAGGCGGCAGCCCGGUGGAGGCUCGUACGCUGCGGGUCCUGCACACGGCCAUCUUCCUCGCCAGGCCCGACGGGUCGCGCCUACGCCUGUUCGCCAGCCCUCUGCCCAUGGCGCUGCGCUACCUGGACGUCGUGCGUGCUGCAGCCAAAGCUUCCUCAUAUUUGAAUGUGUACGAUGGAACAGAAUGUCUUAUUUGA